CUGUCUUUCUGAUUGAUGGCCGCGAUUUUCAGACAAUCAAAAAACACGACUCAGCUUCAGAGUUCCAUAGCCGCAAAUUCCUCUGCGAAGCAAAAGAAACUGUAAAAAGGUAAGCUCAAAAACCUUCACUCUCUCUCUCUUCACUUUCUCUCUCCUCUGUAGCUUACAAUAACUCUUUUCCUCAAACAAAAAUCCUCUCUCUCUAUUUCACCGAUUAAGUUUUCAAGAGCUGUAAAACUCUUUUUCUCUGACCAAAAAGUUCCGUGACCCGUGAAUCAGGGUUAGGGCUCGCUUCUUCCUUUUCAAUCCACACCUCCAAAACUGUAAAUACCCUAUACAGAGACUUGCGGGAUUGGUAUAACUAGGGUUUCGACCUCGCAACCACCCAUUUACGAAGAUUUCUGGUUUCGUAUGAUGCUUGCAUAUGUUCUUGUAUCGGAUUUUUAGGGCAAGCUUCGGAUUAGGGUUGUUUUUGCAAUGUGUAUACUCUGUGUGGUUUCAAGGUCAGCUCGUCGAGCCCUAGCCAUGCUCCCAUGGCUCGUAGUCCCCAUGAUUUUCCUCUGGUUAUCUUCUCAGCUUUUACCCCCAGGUCUUAGGUUUGAGGCCACGUCUCCACGCUUAGCUUGCGCCAUGGUGCUCUUGUUCACGCUCUUCUGGUAUGAGGUCUUGAUGCCUCGCCUUUCAGCUUGGAGGCUUUGUAGGAAAGCUCGAAUGCGAGAAAAGAAGAAGGUUGAAGCUUUUGAAGCUGCUCGUAGAAGGAAGACAGCAACUCGAUGUUGCAGGAAUUGCAGGGGCCCGUAUAGAGACCAGAAUCCAGGUGGUGGGAGGUUUAUGUGCACGUAUUGUGGCCAUGUUUCUAAACGCCCUGUUCUUGAUGUUGAGCCCGGACCUGGUCCAGGGCCUGGGCAUGGGGGUCAAGAAGGGAUGGGAUUGGGUUUAGGUGUGGGCUUUUUGCAGAAUGGGAAUGGUGUGUCUGCUGAGUUCCAGGGAAAAAAUGGUAGGUUCUGGGAUAAGAAGUUAUUGGAGGAUGGGGUUGGCUGGGGUGGCUCCAAAGGGCAAAAUGGGGAUUGGGUCUCUGGUUAUUGGGGCAAGAAUAAUGAUGGUGGGGGUGUAAUUGGAAGCCUCUUUUUUGAUGAAGAUCGGUGUUCAAAGAAGAAUUCUUUCGGCGGGGUUUUUGUUUUUGGUUUUAGGGUUUUUACAACAUUUUCUGUCAGCAUUCAAUGGCUAUGGGGAAAGAUUUGUAGAUGUGGGUCUUUGGGUCAGGAUGGGUCAUUGGACAGUGGGAGAAAGGGAACAGGGAAGAAGGGGGCAAAUGUAGUUGGGUAUCAAUGGAGUAGAGGAGAGAAAGCAAGAAGGAAGGCAGAGGGGAGAAGGUUGGCGAGGUUAGAGAGAGAGAGUUGGGAAGAGGAGGAGAGGAAACAGAGGGAGGAGGUUGCUCGGUUGGUGGAGGAACAGAGACGAUUGAGGUGUGAGAAAAUGGAAGCUGAUAAAGCAAGCAAAAUGGAGGUGGAGGAUGAUAGAGACAGAGAGAGUAGGAGAGAAAGGGAGGGUGAGAAGAAACGGCAUGAGAAAGGAAAGGAUAGAGAAAGGGUUACAAGCAAGGAUAAGCCUAAUGCUGAUGGGGAUGAUUCCAAAAGAAGGGUCUGGCAGGGAGAGUUAGACAUGAAGGGUGGAGCUGAAAGGUAUGAUAGGAGCAUGAGCAUGAAAUUUGAGCCCACAAAAUCGACAGAAAAGUCAAGAACUCAUGGUAAAUACGGUAAUUCCAGGUAUCAAGACAAUACAAGAGCAUUGGCUCCUUAUCCUUCAAGGGGUUCAUACGGCAGUUUUGUUCCUUCAUUUUGGGGCAAGGGCUUUCGCUCUUCAUCUGGUUCUGUUACAAAGUUUAACAAGAAGCCCGUGAAUUCUGGAGACCUCUCUCGAAGUUCUCUUUCUGACAGCUCUAAUGGAUCUACGAUAUCACAACCAGUUACCAGAACCCAUUCUUCCUGGAAUAGGAUGUCAUGGGCUGGGGUUUUGGGUGGAGUAGUUGAUUAUGUUCCAGCUGUUCCCCCUAGAAGUCCAAAUGCUUCAAGCUGUAGUUCUGGAGAUGCACAUGGCAGUGGUUUUGAAGGGGACACAAGCACUCUCCAAAGAAGCAGCAAGGUCAUGGGAACUGCUUCUCAUGCUCCUGAACCUAUGGGAGUGGCACCUAUUUCGUGGCAGCAUUUAUUCAAGAGUCCUUCGUCGUUAUCACAUGAAGAAAGUAUCAAACCCCAACAAAACCAGAUGUAUCCACUGGACAUUGGAAGUAUAAACAUAACAGAUCAGCAAGAGUUAUAUAAUUCUACGCAUACCCAUGCACGUCUUGAAUCAAAUAUACCUGUAAGUAUUGGUCCAGAUACUGGUAAUUCUUUAAGUGGUGAUCCUUUACAUCAUCCUGUAAAAGCGCCAUCACCACUGAAUUCGGAUGUGAGCGAGGUUGACCUUUUUAAAAACCCGUGUUAUGAUCCGGACCCAGUUACCCUACUUGGACCCUUUUCAGAGUCACUGGAUAGCUUCUCUUUGGACCCCAUUUCUAAUACUACUUCUUCAACCAUGGGUAGUGGGGGGUCUUGCCCCCUGAAGAGCAUACCUGUAUCUACAGCAGUUAGUAGGCCUGGCCCCAUUGGGUCCCCUAUUCCAAAAGUAGUGCCCCUUGGAGUUUCUGAUGAAAUCAAACCUCCCUCUUGGUGCAACAACUCAAUCAAAGAACCAAAUUAUGGGUGUGGACAAGGUGAAUGGGAGAUGUGGCGUUCUCCAAACCCUGUUAUUGACGAGCUUGCUUUAGUGGGUGACCAGGGCAGCUGGCUCCCUUUGUUAAGUGGGAUGAACGCUAAUCAGGAUGAGUUCUCUUCUUCUCAGAGACAUAUGCUGAGGCCUUGCUCAAAGGAAAAAUGGUUCCUUGACCAACAUAAUUCUAGUCCCCAAGUCACUAAACUUUCCACUCCCGUGGAGAAUGGCAACAGUUUUGGAGAGUGGGAAGGAGAUAAAGAUCCUGCUCCUGUUCAAGGUAUGGAAAAUGUUCCCCAAGGUGUGGAAGUGGCUGAGAAUACUGUAAUUACUUCUGGCAGCUCUCCAUUUCCCCAAGCAUGUUGGUCCAAGGAAGAGGGGAAGGAGGCAAGGCCAUACUGGGGCGGUGUGGGAAUGCAAUGUCAACUGGGAAGUGGGGACAUUUGUGGCACUGAGGAUGAUGUAGCACGAUCAAUUUGCUCUUUGAAAUAAAAUGGGUUCGUAGGAUAACGGUAAA
This is a messenger RNA of Amborella trichopoda, 3265 nucleotides long. RefSeq lists its product as uncharacterized. Lineage: Eukaryota; Viridiplantae; Streptophyta; Magnoliopsida; Amborellales; Amborellaceae. The record is from RefSeq and is a predicted model, not a curated record.